This is a messenger RNA of Pygocentrus nattereri (red-bellied piranha), 3477 nucleotides long. RefSeq names its product NACHT, LRR and PYD domains-containing protein 14-like. The transcript is spliced from 7 exons. The record is from RefSeq and is a predicted model, not a curated record. Bases 144 to 1304 code for a protein of 386 amino acids. Gene Ontology annotation, molecular function: protein binding. Lineage: Eukaryota; Metazoa; Chordata; Actinopteri; Characiformes; Serrasalmidae.
CUGAACUGACCUGCUGACUCAGUGAGGGACAGUCCUCUUCAGCCUGGUGCUCUGGAGACUCUGCGAGAAGCAGCGAGAAGAGUUCAGUUCUCAGCGCUUUGGGUUCACUCGGGAGCCGCAUCUGCAGUCCUGCUGUGUUUUGUAUGAAGAGGAAAGCUUACGUGAUGGAGUCUCAUGACACCAGCAGUGAAGGAGGACCUUCAGCUUUAGACUCUUUCACUAUCUCCCUGUCUGCUUCACUCUCUGAUUCUCCUGCUGUCUCCUUCACUGUCUCUCAGUCUGAGCUGGACCUCAGUAACAAUAACCUGCAGGAUUCACUGGAGUUUCUCUGUGCUGGACUGAGGAGUUCAGAUUGUAAUCUCCAGAUACUCAGAUUAUCUUGCUGCAAUCUUGGGGAGACAGCUUGUGAAAAUCUAAAAUCAGUUUUACUAAUGGAAAACUCCCUGAAAGAGCUGGACCUCAGUAAUAAUGACCUGCAGGACUCAGGAGUGGAGCAGCUCUGUGCUGGACUGAAGAGCUCACACUGUAAACUUCAGAUACUCAGAUUAUCUGGUUGUAUGGUCACAGAGGUAGGAUGUUCUUCUCUGGCUUCAGCGCUGAGUUCAAUCCCCUCAAACCUGAAAGAACUGGAUCUGACCUACAACCACCCAGGAGAAUCAGGCGUGAAGCUGCUCUCUGCUAGACUGGAAGAUCCACACUGCUCACUCAACACACUCAGAGUGGAACAUGGAGGAAAGAUGAGACUCAAACCUGGACUAAAGAAAUAUUCCUGUGAGCUCACUCUGGACCCAGACACACCACUCUCACAUCUCGCGCUGUCUGACGGGAACAGGAAGGUGACAAAUGUGGGAUAUCCACAGCCGUAUCUUGAUCAUUCAGAGAGAUUUGAUGUGUAUGGGCAGGUUCUGUGUAAAGAGAGCGUGACUGGACGCUGUUACUGGGAGGCUGAGAGGAUCACAGGAGAGAUUGAAGUAGCUCUGACCUAUAAAUCCAUCAGCAGGAAAGGAGGGAGUUUUGACACUAGGUUUGGAUGGAAUCAAAAGUCCUGGAGGCUGUUCUGCUCUGACCGAUAUGAUGUCCUUCACAAUAGUAACCGGAUUGAUGUCACAGUUCCUCCCUCCAACUGUAAGAGAGUAGGGGUGUAUGUGGACUGUCCGGCCGGCACUCUGUCCUUCUACAGAGUGUCCUCUGAUACACACACACUGACACACCUGCACACAUUCAACACCACAUUCACUGAACCGCUCUGUGCAGGAUUUACACUUUUUGAUGAAGCUUCACUGCGUGUGUGUGAGAUGGAAUAAUCUCCUGUGUGUGUGUGUGUGUGUGUGUGUGUGUGUGUGUGUGUGUGUGUGUGUGUGUGUGAAUACUCUUGGUCCCUCUCUUCACCAUGAGUAGACCUUUAAGAAUCUCUCCUCUGUUCGACCUUUCUCCAUUGUCUGCACCACAUGGGUAGUGCGAAAGAACAAAGAACCAACCAGUAGGUUCUAUCUUGAAUUAGUAGAACUGUUUCAAGUUAAUUUAAGCGACUGUAAUCUGAGCGGUAUUCAUGAAUGCUCCGUCAAGCUUGCAAAUGGCACUCAGCAGCCUCGUAAACUGAAGUGAUGUCCUCUGUUUCAAACUCUGGACAGGACUCUUCUCCUGGAUUAAAACCUAGAGGACCUGACUUUCUUCCCAACAACCCUGGAUGAUCACAACUUUGAGGAGCAAGGCUGAGCUCAUUCUCAGCACGUUGCACUUGUCUUAAAUUCAGCUGCCGCCGCGUUUGUUCUGGCGUAGAGUAAAUGGUCAGCUGACCUCAUCAACGUAUAGUGAAGCUCACCCGCAAAACAUUUAACUAUUUAAACUCGCACCAUUUUUGCCUCUGACAAGGAAACAUUCCUUCUCCUUUUUUUCAAUCACCUACACCCACUCACUCACUCUUGCCCUCUUUCUCUCUAUAUAUAUAUCUAUAUAUAUAGCGUUUGUCAUGUUGUACACGACUGCCUUAGAGCCGUAUGUUGUCUCUGUGGCUUUUCUCUUUAUACUAUGAUUUGGUAUCUCAUGAUAAAUUGGUUGAAUUUCUGAAAUAUGCACCAUAAUAAGGCUCAUCACAGAUAAUGAGACGACUAAUGAGUAACAUUUAUCAGCAGGAUGUGAAUCAAUCAGUAGCGCAGUGUACUGAUCUCCAGCUUAUUACAUCAAAAACAGUGGAGAUCAUCAUGGAUUAUAGAAGGAACAGAUUAAAAUCUCCAGUGCAGGUUUUGGGACAGUCGGUUUUCUGCGGUAAAAUCUUUAGUUUUUGGGAACUCGCAUUGGCAGUGCUUUGCGGUGGAGUGAUGUAUCUGAUCAUAUCAACAAAUCUCAGCAGAAGUUGCUCUUUUUGAGACAGUUAAAAACUUAGAAAGUAAAAAGAGGUUUAGUGGUUAAACUUUAUUUGUCCGUUAUUUAGAGUUCUUACAUCAUAUUUCACGGUUAUAGAUGUUUAAACUGUGUGUAUUAGUAACCACUCCAUUUAUUUCCCAUAUUUUUUAUUUUCCAUUCCAUAUUUUCCACUCCAUUUAUAGGUUCUUUAGUUAAACGUUAGAUUGAGAUUUAUGAUGUGAUUUUCUGUGUGACCAUAUAUAAUUAUACAUAAAAAUAUAAUGGUGAAAAUGAAUAAUUAAUGAGUAAUAUUAAUGAGAAACACUACAUUAACAUUAAUAAUUAUAGAUUAUGUAACAAAAAACUUUUUGUAAUAUAUAAUCAACAAAUCGGUGUUUGGUGAGUAAUUAACUGACCCCAUUACAGUUUCACAAUUGUGCAAGCCAGUUUAAGUCCAUAAACUAAAAGACAGUAAAUCAUUAUUUGUUCGAUAUGUGUGCCUUUAAAGCAAGUAAUUUCUCCAUAAAGCAACGUACAUGCACAAAGUAGAGAAUAAUGACUUGUCCAGCGGCACCUCAUACACUCCUCUACACACAAACACACAACUGGAGCUCAUGAACAACAUGAACCAACACAUGGAAGGAGUUUUAACAAAGCAGCCGUGUUCAGAAAUCUCUUAAAUCCAUAAGACCCUUCAAAGACCCACAUCCCUCGUUUUCUUGCAUUUCAACGUAUGUACAACGCAUUCUUCAUCAAUCUUGUAAAGGGUUCUUUGAGUGUUCAAGGUUCUAUGUAGAAUAAUUUGCUUUACUAAAGAACCUUUGAAGAACCAUCUUUUUUAAGUGUGUGUGGUUGCUUAGUGUUCUUGUCAUAUUAAAUUUGUAUUUAAACUGAUUCAUUGAUUAAUGAUAAUAUUCUUCUACACCUUUUUUUUCUUUCUCUUUUGCUUUUUUAAGUUUUUGCUGCUCCUCAAUGUGUCUGAAUAUCUGUUAAUGUGAAUAAAAGCUGGUACAGUGUAAAACUUCAACAGGCCAAUCAGCACGCUGCCCAUAUGAACUAUUACCCAAUCACAGCGCAGGAGGCGGGGUUUGGCCGCAUACGGGUGGUUUAAAAAAUAAAAUAAAUAAUAAUAAA